Molecule: messenger RNA, 294 nt
Organism: Rotaria sordida
Lineage: Eukaryota; Metazoa; Rotifera; Eurotatoria; Philodinida; Philodinidae
Source: the annotation of a GenBank genome assembly
AUGAAACCGGUGCUUUCGGUAUUACUUGUCUUAUUUCUCGUCAUUGUUGUGGUUCAUCGCUCAUCAUCAUACGACAGUCGUAUUGACAAGCGUUAUUAUGAUGUAUGGGAACCGGAUAACAAUGGUGGCAAUGAUGGCGAAUCCAUUAAAGGUAGUCCUAAUCGUCAAAAAGGUUUUAACAAAGAGGAUCCAUGCGAAAACAAACCAUUGUGGUUUUUAAAAUCUCAAGUACGUCUUGGCAAAUUAUCACCAUUUUACGAUUGUCUUGUUGAUCAUGGAAUGGAAAGAAAAUAA